AUGGCGUUUUUGACGACGAUGUCAAUGCUUCUCCUGCUGCUGCUGCUUCUGAUGAAAUUGGAUUGGUUUUUGAAUUCAAGAAGAACGGAAAUCCUUCUCAACUUUAACGCAAGACAACCGUACAAGAACAUUAAAGUUAUAAAUGCAGCAGAGACAGAUAUAGUUACACAGAUAAUCACUGAGUCAAUUGGAGCCAGGCUUCCUAACAACAGUAGAUUUUGCGAUGUAGUAUCAUUCGUCAUUGCUGUUGAUGUAGUUGUACUCAGAACAACUGUUGAUGUCAUUGAUGUUGCAGUAGCAGAGGCCUAUUGUGAAAUAUUUCCGCGUUUAACUCUCGAGCAAAUUCUUUCAUUUGAUUCGGUGAAGAAGAUUCAUUUCAGCGAACAGAUUCAUUUAAAUAUUGCAAGGAAUUUGCAUCACGAUUCGCAAUUCUAA
This is a messenger RNA of Helobdella robusta, 435 nucleotides long. RefSeq lists its product as hypothetical. The transcript has 4 exons. Bases 1 to 435 code for a protein of 144 amino acids. The record is from RefSeq and is a predicted model, not a curated record. NCBI's taxonomy places the organism in Eukaryota, Metazoa, Annelida, Clitellata, Rhynchobdellida, Glossiphoniidae.